This is a messenger RNA of Purpureocillium takamizusanense, 1321 nucleotides long. RefSeq lists its product as uncharacterized. Lineage: Eukaryota; Fungi; Ascomycota; Sordariomycetes; Hypocreales; Ophiocordycipitaceae. Gene Ontology annotation, molecular function: DNA-binding transcription factor activity, RNA polymerase II-specific; RNA polymerase II cis-regulatory region sequence-specific DNA binding. The transcript has a single exon. Gene Ontology annotation, cellular component: nucleus. The record is from RefSeq and is a predicted model, not a curated record. The coding region runs from base 177 to 1049 and encodes 290 amino acids. Gene Ontology annotation, biological process: regulation of transcription by RNA polymerase II.
GUCACCAUUUAGGGCGGCUUGGGCUUGUUCCCCGCCUGCAUGUGGCUUUGUUUAACGGAGAGUUGAAUGUAUAAAGGAGUCUCCCACCUCAGCAGCACCCCAGUCACACAUGUUGACUUGAUGUACUUGAACACUUUCCAAAAUCGGCCCCGCUUGGACAAGCACACGAGUCCGGUAUGAACUCUUCGCUUUUGGUUUUACAUAAUCCUUAUGACCCACGGGACCUCGACGGCGGGAAGUCGCUCGCAACAACCAACCAACUCGGGGGCCAAUGGGGUGACGCGUAUCCGCUGGACCAGGGGUUGAUGAUGAAGGAACAAGAAAGCUUUCCGCCGUCUGGGAAUAUAUUUGGGGAAGACGCCUUUUCGCAGAUGUGUAUAGACGGACCCAUGGCCGGCCUCGACGCCAACGGGUUUAGUGCGGCAGGCGUGAACGGGCGCAGCAACACCAUACAAUGCAUGCAGCUUGGCAACGCUUCUUACGCCCCAACGACGGACACUUCCCUGAGCAAUGAGUCGCCUGGCAGCAUCAACAGCAGCCCUCCAGAGAUGACCAUCCACACCGCCUCGUCCUCCGAGUCUCCAUCGCCAAGGACCAAGCCGAGCACGGUCAAGAAGCGCGGUCGCCCACGGAAGGCCCAACUAGCUGUUAGCGCCGCGACAGUAUCGAAAGACGACGCCGGCAGCAUCACAAAGUCCAAGCCCCGAACCAGUAUCAAGAGCGAAGCCGACGCUUCGGGGGCCGAGGACCCGAGGGCACUACGAGUCCGCGAAAAAAAUCGCAUCGCCGCCGAUAAAUGCCGCUCGCGGAGGCGGCAAGAGGAGGACAAGCUCAAGUCCAAGCACGAGGAUCUAGAGCAGGAGCAUCGCAGGCUGUCCGGGGCACUGUCAGAACUGAUGGCGGAGACGUAUGUUCUGAAGAACAUGCUGAUGGAGCAUGGCAACUGCGACUGCCGACUGAUUCAAGACUAUCUGAAGGAAUCGGCGUCCGAGUGGGUGGCCAAGAAGCUAAAAGCGUCAGCCUCGCCUGCUGGGCCAAGUCCUUCUUAACGUUCGAACUGCAUUUUUUUUAUGGUGGGCGUGUUUGUAUGGAGUUGAAACGGUCACGAGAUUUUUGAAGCAGCGAUUAGGUGUUUCGGUUUGGGUUGGGUGUCUAUAUCCGUCCCCUCAUAUCGAUUGUUAUAGUCGGUUUAGAACUAAGAGGCGACGAUUGCCGCGGGGCAGGACCCCUUCGGUUUAACAAGGCGGUUGCAACUUGAAGUCGAACGGUGUACUUUGUACAAACAGCUUUCACUAACAUGGAAUGGCAACAGAUGCACGAG